Messenger RNA from Papilio polytes (common Mormon), 2134 nucleotides. Its product is annotated as phospholipase A1-like. The coding region runs from base 69 to 1070 and encodes 333 amino acids. NCBI's taxonomy places the organism in Eukaryota, Metazoa, Arthropoda, Insecta, Lepidoptera, Papilionidae. The transcript has 2 exons. Gene Ontology annotation, molecular function: lipase activity. The record is from RefSeq and is a predicted model, not a curated record.
GAGUUGUCUAUUCAGGGUUAGAACUCUCGCGGUCGUCUACGGAGUUAAACGUGUGUUAGGUUGUCAAGAUGUUUCUUCGAUCAUUUCUCGCUACCGUGUUUUUAUCAACCGUUUAUUGCAAUUGGGGACCUUUCCGUGCUGUUUUGUAUUCUGAUUGGAUUAGCUGUAACAUCAACAAAACAGCAGUACUCGAUGUGAGUAACGUCGAUGUCUACUUCUACGAUUUCAAAAACAAUUUCAACGCAACAUUCGAAAUAGACAAAGCGAUAGACGGAUUAACUAAUCUCUACAGCCUAGAUAUUACAAGGAAACUGAUAUUCUUCGUUCCUGGAUACAAAUCUAACAUUUACAAGAACACAGAAGAAACUAUACGACAAACAUUCAAAGAUGUUCCAAAUACUUACCUUAUUAUAAUUGACCAUUCCGCGUAUACAUCUAAACCUGGAGGACGAAGGGAAGUUUACGAAAAAUCAGUUACCUUUGUCCCAUCUAUAGGAAAAAGAUUGGGGACGUUUUUAGCCGAUCUGCAUAGCAAAGCUUACCCUUCUAGUAAUAUACAUUGCAUUGGACAUAGUUUGGGUGCUCAGAUUCUAGGAUACGCUGGUACUACAUAUAGUAAUAAGACUUCAGAAAAGAUAUGGAGGAUUACAGGCAUUGAUCCAGCUGGUCCUUGCUUUUCAAACAGCUUCAUUGAUAAUCAAAUACGAUCAGGUGUAGCGGAGUACGUUGAAGUAUACCAUUGUAAUGCAGGUGGUUUAGGAACUACAGCUGUUCUAGCUGACAUUGAUUUCUUCUUCAAUAAAGGUAGAAAGCAGCCUGAUUGCCAUGAAGGUUAUAUACCUGCGUAUGGUGAAUCUGAGGCUGCUAAGUGUAGUCAUAAAGCUUGUGUUAAAUUCUGGUCGGAGACAGUACACCAUCCCGGUUGGUAUUUAGCUUGGGCUUGUGAUUCUUACAAAGAUUUCUCUAAAGGCAAAUGUGCGGCGAAUCAAGUCACAAUAGCAGGUUAUUCAAAUCCAGGAAACGCGACCGGAGUAUUUUAUGUAUCAACACAUGCGUAUGCAACUGAUUAGUAUAUUUUAAAGGUAUUUAAAAUUGCACUAUAGGGAAUAUUAGUCAUUAAAUAAACUAAAUGUACAAUACUUGUAGAUAUUUGUAGUUUUAUAGGUUAUGAAAUGUGAUAUAUAAAUUCUAGAAGUAUAAAUAAAACUAAUUACGAAUAAUAAAGUUGUUUAUUAUUGUAAUUAACUAACUAUUCUUUGAACGUUUUCUUGUACAUUCAAAAAGGUAGAAAAAAAAGAUAGACAAUUGUAAUUAAGAGAAGAAAACGUUAAAGAAUAUUGUUGCCUUGCGAUUUAAAGGUUAGGUUGGAACUUAGUUUUUAUCUUUGAACUUGUUAUUGCACUCUGCAAUCUGUAUCAUAAAAUUGAACUCACUGACAUGUAUAAUCUAUACAAGCCAUGAUAAGCGAUAUGUUACAUUUUACUUAAAUUUAAUUACAGUGCGAUCAAAUGUGGCCACUGACAAUACUAACUUUGCAAAUAUAUUUAAAGCCUACUGAAAUCCGAAUAUUUAUCUUUUCGACCUUUUGACAUUAAUAAGCAUCGAUUAAAUUUUCCUAAGAGCAGGCACACACUUCUAACUAAACUAUCGCAUAACUGUUGUUCGAUCGUCGAUUGUUUUGCAGCAAAUUCAACUGUUUAGUUGCACAACUAAAUAUCUAGGAGUGUUCGCACUUCCAUCCGAAGGUGCACGCUCUUUGAUAGCUAAAGCAUAAGAAAACAAAACAGAAACAUAACAAUUUUCAAAAUAAAAACGAUAGCAUUAAAGUUAAACGGAUUUCAAAUCAGCUGCGUAUAUAUCCAGGUUUUAUUCAAUUUCUUUUGAACGUAAAACUAUAAAAUGUUUUGUCGUAUAAUAUCCAAUGAAGUGAGAGCGUCGCGAGUUGAGUGUUUCAAGUAGCUUUAUAGAUGGGAACGGAGAAAGAUUGCAUACGUUAGUGGCCCACGACGUUUGUUGCUCCCACUCGGUAAUACGCUAGAUCAAUCACUUGCAAUGUUCAUACUCUUCUUUUGUAUUACUUCAGGAAAAUAUAUGCAAACAUACUUGUGUAUAAGAACAAUAACUCUUUUUAUAU